CAGCAACUUGAACUGCACCAGUUAAGCUGAAGCUCAGUUCAGAAUGAAGAUCAUCAUCACCUUCUGCCUGAUCACAGGUCUAGUGAGCAGCACUAAUGUGAUAAGCUACUCUGGGGGCAGUGUAAUAAUGACCAUGGGUGAUCGUCAUCGGUGGAGCUCACACACUCCAAAGUAUAUCUGCAAGUUUGCAGGAGGUGCCUGCAAAACUGUAAUACAGUCUACUGCUCAAAAUGAUACUGUUUUUGAAGGAAGGUUCUCGCUGUAUGAAAGUAAACAAGGACAUUUCGGAGUGUUAAUCAGAGAGCUGAACCCACAGGAUGCUGGAAAAUACCGAUUUGGAUUGGCUAAUAAUUGGAAUCGGGAAAUAAAUCUGAAAGUUCACCAUGAUGCUUGUUGUGGGAUGUCAAUGACAGUGGUUGGACAUCUGAACAAGGAUGUCAGCAUCAGUUGUGACUAUACAGUGGAACAUAAGAGAACAUGGAAGUACUUCUACAAACUGAAAGGUCACUCAGCUGAUUAGGUCAUUUUUACGAUGCCUGACAAAAACCACAAAGAAAAUCAGUUUUACAUCACUGAUGAUAAUCGUUUAAACCUUUUCACCAUGACCAUCCGUGAGUUGAAAGAAGAGGAUGGUGGGGUUUAUUUCUGUGGCACACAGACCUGGGAAUAUCCAAUCAAAGUGUUCUCUACAAUCAAAACUGUACAUCUCCAUGUUACUGGUGAGAUAAACAUGAAGUCAUCUAUUAGCAGUGGUGAACUGUGAUUAUUAGAGCUGGGCUUUCAGUUUAGGACUUUACAAAAGUCAAAACUUGUAGUAAUAGCCUGUAACAGACCUGAUUAGAAGACUUUUAAAGCUUGAAAAACAAUUUGCACAUUUUUUAUUUGAGGCUUGUAAAAGACAUUAACAUAUAGACAAAAAAUGAGCCACCUUGCAUGUUUAAGGUGGUAGUAGUAGAAGGAAAGGUCACCAGUUUUAUUCUGUGAAGGAUCUAGAACUUCUGGAAGUUUUUUUUU
Pygocentrus nattereri (red-bellied piranha) is the source of this 1014-nucleotide messenger RNA. RefSeq names its product polymeric immunoglobulin receptor-like. Lineage: Eukaryota; Metazoa; Chordata; Actinopteri; Characiformes; Serrasalmidae. The transcript has 3 exons. Bases 44 to 520 code for a protein of 158 amino acids. The record is from RefSeq and is a predicted model, not a curated record.